UGAACUGCCUGCUGCAGGAGCGAAUAAUGUCCAGCAGAAGGCAGCAGAGCGGCAGUUACUGACUGCUGUCCGUGCAGAUGCCAGGCCAAAAAUAAUAAUAAAAAAAGACGUAAAGGCUUCGCUUUCCAUAUAUAUGGAUCUAGUCUGAUAAUUACCAGUCUGCCACAGAUCACAGACAUCAUGAAGAAAGUGGAUCAUGUUCAUCACAUCAACUUUGAAAGUCUGCCUUUAGAGGACAAACUGCAGAUGAAACAGCUCGACGUCCAGCAGGAUGCUGGCGCAAACCAAACAACUGAUGAGGAGCAGCUCUUGGUGGUAAAAGCAAAGGUUCCUGAAGAAAAGCUAGAGAUAAAGAAAGAAGAGGAAGAACUCUGUCCUAAUGCUGGUGGAGAGCUGAUCUACGAGGAGGAGGAAGAGACAGAGGACAACAGAUUUCCCUUCACUGUUGUUACUGUGAAGAUUGAAGAUGAUCAAGAGAAACCUCAGUUAUCAGAUCUUCAUCGCAUUAAAACUGAAAACAAUAUGGAGACAGAGGCUCCAGGACUUCAAGAGGGAUGGAUGGAGAUCCCGGGAAAACGGUGUUCGGAUGAGGACAAACAGAUGUUGGUGAUUAAAGAAGAAGUUCCUGUUCUGUCGAGAACCAGUUCGGACCAGAAGGACGCAGAGCUAAUCAAGAUAAAGAAGGAAGAGAAGGAACUGUGGAUCAGUCAGGAGGAAGAGCAGCUUACUGUGAAGAAUGAAGAUGAAGAGAAACUUCGGUCAUCAGAGCUUCAGCAAAUUAAAGCUGAAAACAACAGAGAGGCUGAAACUUUAACCAGCAGUUCAGCUGAACAGAUGGAAACAGAACCCGAUGGAGAGGAUGGUGGAGGACCAGAACCUUAUGGGGCCUUUGUCAGUGUUUAUGGAAAAACAUUAAAUAAUGAGACUGCUGUUAAAUUACACACAAUGACUCACACUGGAAACAGAGAGCAUGGCUCUGAUCUUUGUGGUAAAGAAUUUAAAGAAAAGGGUUGCCUUCAGACACACACGCAACUUCCAACUGAAGAGAGAAUAUUUGCCUGUGAUGUUUGUGGCACAAGGUUUCAAAAACGUGAAACUCUUAAAAACCACAUGAGGAUCCACCCCACAGAGAGACAGUUUAUCUGCAGUGUUUGUAGCAAAGCGUUUUCAAGACAAGAUCAUCUAAAGAGUCACAUGCGUGUUCACACUGGAGAGAAACCGUUUAGUUGUAGUUUUUGCAGUAAAGGAUUUUCACAACAAAUUCAUCUGAAGAGUCACAUGCGAGUUCACACGGGAGAGAAACCAUUCAUUUGUAGUUUUUGUAGCAAAGGAUUUUCACGACAGGAUCUUCUAAAGAGUCACAUGCGAGUUCACACGGGAGAGAAACCGUUUGUCUGUAGUGUUUGCAGCAAAGGAUUUUCACAACAGAAUCACUUGAAAAACCACAUGGGUUUUCACACGACAUCGUUUAGCUGUAACGACUGCGGCAAGCGUUUUAUGAAGGAGGACCAGUUAAAACGACAUGUGAGGCUCCACACAGAAGGGAGACCGUUUGGUUGUGAUGUCUGUAAAAGCAGGUUUUAUAAAAGGUAUCAUCUUGAAAAUCAUAUGAGGAUCCAUUCGGGAGAGAAACCGUUUGUGUGUGGAGUUUGCAGUAAAGCGUUUUCACGAGACGGAGAUCUGAAACGUCACAUGGGUGCCCACGAGGGCUGUAACUAAUAAGUCAAUAAAUCUGUGUUUUCUGAUUAUUCUACCACUAUUUUAACCCAUAUCUGAUAUUUUUCCGUGCAGCUAUUGUUCCCAGCAGCGUUUGCAAGUUGACACUACAGGACAUGGGGCACCAUGCACUCCCUCCUCCCUUACCUGUUGCUGUGUGGUUCCUCCUUCCACCAAUUUCAAGAGACUCAGUCAGAUGUUUUGAAGUCAU
Messenger RNA from Gambusia affinis (western mosquitofish), 1927 nucleotides. RefSeq names its product zinc finger protein OZF-like. NCBI's taxonomy places the organism in Eukaryota, Metazoa, Chordata, Actinopteri, Cyprinodontiformes, Poeciliidae. Gene Ontology annotation, biological process: negative regulation of transcription by RNA polymerase II; regulation of cytokine production; regulation of immune system process. Bases 181 to 1719 code for a protein of 512 amino acids. The record is from RefSeq and is a predicted model, not a curated record. The transcript is spliced from 3 exons.